UCCUUAGCAACCGCCUUUCGAUACGAACUGUGAAAGACAUAGCAACCGCUCUUCGAUACGAACUGUGAAGGACCUUAGCAACCGCUCUUCGAUACGAACUGUGAAGAGAAGGACAUAGCAACCGCUCUUCGAUACGAACUGUGAAGGAUCUUAGCAACCGCUCUUCCAUACGAACUGUGAAGGAAGCGAAGCGUCCCUGGCUCCGAGACAACAGCAACAUGGAGCCUCAGGAGCCAACUUCUCCUGCAGACGAGGCAGAUGUCAACAGAAGGACCGAGUCAUGGUUCCAUCUCCCAGCAGAAGAGGACAGGAGUCAGUACCUGGGUCUGGAAUUUCAGGACAGCUGUCUGUCACCUGCCCUUGCUCUGCUACCAGAGUAUGACUUCUCGGGAUACUCUCUCUUCCAACAAACAACAGACUUAGAGUUUGCCCCUUUAAGGGGGUCUCCAGACGUGUCUGUAGCCUCCGACAGGUUUCUGAUACCACAGGCCAAGAAGGGCAGUAGCGGCGUUGUCCAGCCGUCAGACCCUCAGCAUUCCUCUCUGUCCCAGCAUCCUCUAGCCUACAACUCCACCCUGUCUGAGCACCCUCUGGGUCACACCUCCACCCUGUCUCGGUCAGAGGAGAGGGCCAGUAGCUGCUGCUCCCUCUCCGAACACAGCAUGUCCCCUGGUGACGGGUUGGGACAGCCAGGGGAGGACCGCUACCCAGCCACCGUCAGGGAUAACGAGGGGCAGAAGACUCAUCGUUCUGGGACACGUACCAGUCUCCUUGACCCAGACAGACCUCUGGCCGUGCCCCCUGACGACCACGCUUCGUUCCUCAGCGGGGACAUCCCUGGCAGAAAGCUGCUGGAUCUGCUCCAGAAGGACGUUGGCAUGCCCAGCGGUAGCAGCAGUGCCGUCUCCUCUGCCUCUGAGACCUCUCUCAAUAGGACUAACUUCUUUGGGGGAGAAUGCAGGAGUGACAGCUGUGUUUCCAAACCAGAUGGCUUGAGAGAAGAGAGGGAUGUGAGCCAAAGAGCGCUGCCUGACGUCUCACCUGAGCUGCUGCCUGACGUCUCACCGCCAGUCACAGGGAGAAGAGAAGGCCCUCAAGGAGGAGCCUCCGUCUCACCUGAGAAGACGGAGAAACUCAAAAGUAAACAGUCUUCACGGAUGUCUGAAAUUUCCAACAUCACCCUCCGUUCCCUGAGCAGCCAGCCGGAUGAAAGCAGUAAUGUGUCCCGCAGGCAGCUCUGCUCGGAGCUCGAGAGGAGUCUGGACUCUGAGCCUGGAGCAGAGACCCAGGGAGGUACCAGCCGUGGGCCCAUACCCUCCUUACACAGUGAAGUCAACACACCUGACGUUGUCACCAAUACACCUAAUGUUUCAACCACUGGAUCCACCAAAGGGAGGUUGAGCGUGACCAGAGGGCUACGGGCCAGUGUGUUAGGGCCAGGGGCUGGGGUCGGAGCCCAGUUUUCAGCAGGGUUCAGUGUGGAGCGAGGCCAUAGGGAGAGAGACCUCUGGUCCUCAGGGAACCAGACAGGCAUAGAACCAGACGUCUCGUUCCUGAGCCUUCUCCCUCGGCCCGUGUCCCAGUCCACCCCAGGUGUGUUCCUCCACGCUCCAGUCAGAUCCAGCACUAAGCGGUCUGCCCUCAGCUUUAACAUGGAGGUCUCUCAGCGCUCCUCAGGCUCCAGAGUCUCCUCCCAGCCCCAGCCUGCUGUAGACACCCUGCCUGAUAGAGCCACCCCUGUCCGGGACCCCCCUCCGCCUGCCAGAGAGACAGUACAGGAGCCCUCGGGAAGAGGCCACCAUUCUCUCCCCAGUCUUAACUACCUACAGAAGGUUGAUGCCUGGAAGGCCAACCAAAGUUCAAACAAGAUGUCGUUCUAUGACAACUUGUCUCUUCAGGGCUUCUCCGGGGUCUCUCCCAAGCAGAAGGCCUACGAUGCAGUCUCUGACUCUCUGACCCGUAUGUUGACUGUUCCACAGCAGGGCAACCAGACCCUCAGCAUGUGUGAAUCUGGACCCUCCUCCCCUAGCAGAGGGGAGGCAGCAGGUAGUGGUCUUCCUGAGAGAGAGGACACAGCAGGGCCUGUAGGAGGGCCAUCCCCCCUGGGCAGGUCUCAGUCCCACUCCUCCCUCAACACAGUGGUCACGUCUAUCCAGAGAGCUCAGCGUGCACAGACACACACUGACCAGGACAGCAGCCAGACACAGCCAGAGGAGGAGAGUGCUACAGGGCAGCCCAGGGUGUUGGAGAGGAGCCGGGGAGGGUCAGGGUCAGACAGGGUUCAGUCAGGAGGUGGACCUGAACAGCCCAGUGGUGCUCCAACCGAGCCCUCUCCCUUCAUCAGCCUGGGACGCUUCAAUAACGUGUCAUCAAAGCGAGACGUCCUCUCCAGCUCCCAGGACAGUGGCCACAGUGGGCAAAACUUUGAGGUGUCCGUCAGGGCUGCUUCUUCUUCUGUGGUCAGUCUGGAGGUGGAUAACUAUGCCCCGUACUGGUCCUCCAAACCAUCCUCACCACAUAGGGAGAGGGAGCUCAACAUUGAAGAAAGGAUUCCGAUGUACCUUCACAACCUUGGGAUCGACCAGUCUCCUUCUACGAUCCUCAAUCCCUUUGGACCUCGAGGGCCAAUCAGAGAGCCAGAGUUCUCUCCCACUGAUCUGUGCACCGUAAAGGGAUCCACAGCCACUGGCACGCCAACCAAGAGCACACAGCCUUCUGAAGGUGACAGCCCUCAUAAAGGAGAGUUCUCCAGGUCCAGCCUGCUGUCUGUGGCCUCAAGCAUGUCUCUACCUCUCAGUGUGGACAGCCUCCAUCUCCAUCCCAUAAGGAGCCAGGCAGAGAACACCAGGAGCUGCCUGUCCCCCUCUCCGGGACCAGACAGAGACAGGUCUCCCAGCCAGGGCAGUCUGAGGAUGGCCCUCUGCCCCCUGGAUAUCUCAGUGGAGAACACAGUGCUCCAGGACUCCCAGCAGGAUCCUCACUGCCACCAGCCAUCCUCCCCUGCACCACAGUCCACCCAGCCCCUUGACCUCCACAUCGACCAGCUCCCUGCACCACAGUCCACCCAGCCCCUUGACCUCCACAUCGACCAGCUCCCUGCACCAGAGUCCAAACAUAAAAAGUACCCUGGCUUGCUUCCGAACCUACAGUCCACUGAACAACAUCAGAGAGACAGCAGAGUAAAUGUCUCUACCCAGGCUACUAUAGAGCUGGCAGGGGGGCUUGAGUCCAGUGCUGACAGCUUAUCUCAGUACAGAGACAGGGUCAAAAACAGCUUAUCUCACUACAAAGAUGGAGACAGAGAAAGUUUAUACAGGAACAGAGACAUGGACGGAGACGUCUUGUCUCAGUACAGAGAUGGAGACAGAGAAAGUUUAUACAGGAACAGAGACAUGGACGGAGACGUCUUGUCUCAGUACAGAGACAGUGCAGUAGCAUCCUGUCCCCAGGUUUACGCCACCAUGGAUCGUAGUAAUCCUGAUGAUUCCUUCGUAGGCUCCCAGACUCUGCAGGACAUUAGGCUUCUGCUGGGCCGGGCUGAAAACAUUGUGUCUGGUGGGUCCUCCACCUCCGGCGCCUCCUCCCACCUCCUCCACUCUGACGACGACAUCCUGCUCCUCUCUCUCAGGAGGAAGAUGGAGGUAUUCCAGGACUCCUCCUUCACCUCCUCCUCUGGUGGGGCCGGGGUGGGGGACCCAAGGAGUCACUCCUCCUUGCUUUGGGCCCGCUCCUCCUCUGACUCCAUGCUGCCGGCAGUGAGGAAGAAGGAGAGCUCUGCCUACAACGGGGAAGGUCAUGUCAGGCUAACCAGAGAAGCAGAGCAUCAGUCCACACCCGCCAGAGAGGAGUCUGGGAGACUACUACAGGACAGAGAGCAUUAUGGGAGAUCACAUGACAGUUCUGAAGACCGAGAGCAUCAUGGAAGACCAAGGGACAGUUCUGAAGACAGAGAGCGUCAUGGGAGAUCACAUGACAGUUCUGAAGACCGAGAGCAUCAUGGAAGACCAAGGGACAGUUCUGAAGACAGAGAGCAUCAUGGGAGAUCACAUGACAGUUCUGAAGACAGAGAGCAUUAUGGGAGACCACCACAGGACAGUUCUGAGCACAGAGAGUAUUAUGGGAGACCACCACAGGACAUCUCUGGCAGUAGCUCCACCUUCCUCCUGACCGAAUCCGUGCGGAGGGCGGAGCCUGAGGGCUGCAGUGCUGGCCUCUCGGACACGCGGAUUGGCCCUGUGCCGGUCAGCCAACCUGGUCCCUCAUUGGGUGAUGCUGGCGUUGGCAAGCUGCAGCAGGCUCCAACAGUAGGAGGAGGAAACCCAGAAGUGCAGAUGGCUCCAGAAGAGGGAAGCUCUUCGUCCUCUUCGUCCUCCUGUCCCGUGGGCUCUGAGCAGGUGUGUGGUCUGUCUGAGCCGGCCCACGGUGGGGAUCAGGGUGGAGAUGCUCUGAGUGAUGGUGGCAGCAGCAGCAGCAGUUCUCUAGCAGCCAGGGUAGCCAGGCUGCUCCAGAGUGAGUCCCCAGCCUCGGUGGCGUCCCUGUCCAGCCGAGCCAGUACCGCCACAGCAGACCUGGAGGAAAGCAGAGCCAGAGAGUGGCUGAGGCUGAAGGUGUUGGGGCAGCACUGUGAAACUCUGGAGCUCAACACGGAGGAUAGACAACGCAUAGAAGAGAUCAAGAGAGAGAUACUCUUUAAACACCCACUACAGAACCCGAGGAGCACGGACACGGACAGCAGUGCUGCGUCCAGCCUUGUAGGUCCAGGGGGCCAGCCUCCCUCCCUACCCCAGCCUGAGGAGCAGUUGGUUGGGGAGCAGAAGCAGUUCAGGGCCCUGAAGGCAGCGGAGGACUGUCUGUCCCACCAGCUACAGCAGCUGAGCAGGAACCCGUUUGCCGACAGCGUUGAGCUGCGUACCCCUCUAAGGCAGGACCUAGAGGGCCGGGUCAGACAGAUCGCCCUCCGAGAGGGGUUAUACGUCCUCCCUAGAGCGCACCCUCCACCCCUCACCUCCAUCACCAUUGCCACCUCCCGCCGCUCCCCCCUCCCCGAGCCUCUACAGGUGUCCCAGUUCACCUUAGAAGGGGUCUCCCAACCCACAGUGCAGGGGUGGCUACCUCAGACACAGCCCCAGCAGCAGGGGAGGGAGAGCACCACCAACUCGACACACUGCUCCAUGUCCAGAGACACAACCACCAUGACUGGAUCACAGGCCAACAGCAGCAGUCUGUACCCCAGAGACAGAAAGACACGCCUGGGCCAGGAGCCGGGCCAGGAGCCGAGACAGGAGCCGGGCCAGGAGCCGAGACAGGAGCCGAGACAGGAGCCGAGACAGGAGCCGAGACAGGAGCCGAGACAGGAGCCAGGCCAGGUGCCUAGACAGGAGCCGAGACAGGAGCCGAGACAGGAGCCGAGACAGGAGCCGAGACAGGAGCCGAGACAGGAGCCGGGCCAGGAGCCGAGACAGGAGCCGAGACAGGAGCCGAGACAGGAGCCGGGCCAGGAGCCAGGCCAGGAGCCGAGACAGGUGCCGGGCCAGGUGCCGGGCCAGGUGCCGAGACAGGAGCCGAGACAGGUGCCGAGACAGGUGCCGGGCCAGGUGCCGGGCCAGGUGCCGGGCCAGGAGCCGAGACAGGUGCCGAGACAGGAGCCGAGACAGGAGCAGCUGCCUGGUAUAGACCAAGAGAACCCCUUUACUGGUCCCCCCCACUCUGCAGCUCCUCUCCCUCUGACCCCAGUCAUGUACGGGCACAUUUCCCGGUCUCACCCCGACGAAGGACGUCCUGGGUCCAUCGUGGGUUCUGGAGCAGACUGGGUCUCUGGAGCUUGGACCACCAGGACAGGUCAGGUCUCCCACCUCCACGUCACCCUCUCCCCUGGUCCUAAAGGGGCUGAAGAGUCCCGGAGACUUCUGUCCUUUGCUCCUGUCAGACACUCCUCUGCCGUCUCCAGCAGUGUUGACGAAGACGAGAGCCUAGGUUACGCCCCCGAGCCUGCUCCGGCCAAUAAGACGGGGUCGCAGGAGAACAGAGAUCCAAUUUGGAGACAGGGGCAGGAGACGGCCGACGCCUCAGUCCAGAUCACCACGGCAACGGCAACCUCCACCUUCCCACAAUGCUUCACACCUCCCCAGAGGCUGACUGGUACCGGUCCGUCUCGGCAGGCGGCGCUGACGGUUCUGUUGCCGUAUAAACCACACGGUAGUGAGGAGAUGUUCUACGUACCCCAGACGCAUCCUGAGCCACAGCUUUCCCCCAUACGAUCUGACUCCACCAUGGAGAGUUCCCACCCAGGCUCGGACGACGCAGUGCCCCCUCGCUUCAACAUAGAGAUCCUGGGGUCACGAGAGGAGCAGGUGGACCAGGUGGUGGACAGAGGGGUAAACAUCAAACACACAGAGGGUAUCUACAGCAAGAGACAAAGACUGGGAGAAAACUACAGUAUGGAGAGGACAGGUACGACCGUGCCAGACAAUGAAGGUCAACCAUUUGUUGACCAGCGUACUCCACAGUCAAAAUGCUUCUCUCAUGUAACAGGAGGGUUAACCAGAGGACCUGCUGUACCAAUCACCACCACGAGAGGACCUGCUAUACCAAUCACCACCACUGGAGGACAUGCUGUUCCAACCACCACCACUAGAGGACCUGCUAUACCAAUCACCACCACUAGAGGACCUGCUAUACCAACUACCACCACUAGAGGACCUGCUAUACCAAUCACCACCACUGGAGGACCUGCUGUUCCAACCACCACCACUAGAGGACCUGCUAUACCAAUCACCACCACUAGAGGACCUGCUAUACCAAUCACCACCAGUAGAGGACCUGCUGUACCAACCACCACCACUAGAGGUCAUGCUAUACCAACCACCUCCACUGGAGGUCAUGCUAUACCAACCACCACCACUGGAGGUCCUGCUAUACCAACCACCACCACUAGAGGACCUGCUGUUCCAACCACCACCACUAGAGGACCUGCUGUUCCAACCACCACCACUAGAGAACCUGCUGUACCAAUCACCACCACUAGAGGUCCUGCUGUUCCAACCACCACCACUAGAGAACCUGCUGUACCAAUCACCACCACUAGAGGUCCUGCUAUACCAACCACCACCACUAGAGGUCCUGCUAUACCAACCACCACCACUAGAGGACCAUCUGCAGCCAUGAGAGACCAUGGAACCUCAAUCACCACCUCCACACACACCCAGGGUGUCCCAGGCACAGACCACCCUGUCCAGCCCUCCCUUCGCUGCAGCCUGGGGGUGGGGGAAGAGGAGCUGGAGGUGUUUCAGCCUCUGCAUGUAGAGAUGGACUAUAGUUCCAUGGACCUCCACCAUCACUUCCCCAAAACCCACCAUCUCCACAUGGACCACCAGAUCUCCAACGCUCACCUUGUCCGAACCUCAGCCCCUCACCCAGGGAUGGAGCGAGAGCCGGGAGGCGGGACCACAGUCUAGCCCAGCGGAGUGGCAGCACUCUGGACCAACUGUGGCGCAGGUUCAGUGAGAGGUGGAGCCUGGAGGAGGCCCGGCCCACCAAUG
Messenger RNA from Oncorhynchus masou masou (cherry salmon), 7538 nucleotides. RefSeq lists its product as uncharacterized. The record is from RefSeq and is a predicted model, not a curated record. NCBI's taxonomy places the organism in Eukaryota, Metazoa, Chordata, Actinopteri, Salmoniformes, Salmonidae. The transcript has 13 exons. The coding region runs from base 219 to 7454 and encodes 2411 amino acids.